Molecule: messenger RNA, 1554 nt
Organism: Erigeron canadensis
Lineage: Eukaryota; Viridiplantae; Streptophyta; Magnoliopsida; Asterales; Asteraceae
Product: heptahelical transmembrane protein ADIPOR1-like
Exons: 4
Coding region: 174-1289 (371 amino acids)
Biological process (GO): response to hormone
Cellular component (GO): membrane
Molecular function (GO): signaling receptor activity
Source: RefSeq, a predicted model, not a curated record
CAUAAAUACAUACGUACAUUUUAUUUCAUUGUUUCCAUCAUUUCCAUCUCCAUUAUAUAUCAUUAAGUAUAACUACACAUUAUAUAUAAAUAAAUACAUACAUACACAUCUGUCUUGGCUCUUGUGUAUGAAUAUGUGUUUGUGAUUUGUGUGUACACAGACCAAUUCAAGAAAUGAACUCAAAUGAUGUCUCUGUUUGGAAAAGAAGAAGAUCUAAAGAGAUCUUGACUGAUGAUGAAAAAUCACAUAUCGCAACAAAUAACAAGAAAAACAGAACCAAGAUCAAGAACAAAAAGUUUGUGAAUAAUAAGAAAAACAUCACCCAAAAAGAAUACCCUUUAUUGAGAUUUGAAGAAUUACCAGACUAUAUGAAGGAUAAUGAGUUUAUAUUGAAUUAUUACAGAAGUGAUUGGCCUUUGAAACAAGCCUUUUUAAGUCUUUUUCAUUGGCACAAUGAAACCUUAAAUGUUUGGACGCAUUUAAUUGGAUUUGUUGUAUUCGUGGGAUUGACCAUUACAAAUUUGAUGCAUGUGCCUCAAGUUUCAGAGUUCCUUAAUUUAUUAACUUGGUCUUUCCCGUUAACCCCACGCGGAAAUGCAUCACAUGAUUCGAUUAUGGGUACACCAAAACUUAUUGAUCUAAAGCAUGAAUCACCGUUAGAGAUGGAGUUUGGACCACCACUAACGAUGGCAACACGAUGGCCAUUCUUUGUGUUCUUAGGUGGCUCAAUGUUCUGCCUUCUCUCUAGCAGCACGUGCCACCUCUUCGGCUGUCACUCGCAUCAUCUAAACCUUCUACUCCUGCAAAUGGAUUAUGUUGGUAUAACAAUUAUGAUCAUAACCUCAUUCUUCCCACCAAUCUACUACAUUUUCCAAUGUGAACCCUUAUGGCAAUUUGUAUAUCUUGGUGGGAUUACAUCUAUGGGUGUUUUUACUGUAGUAACUUUACUAGCACCAGCUAUGUCUAGUGGAAAGUUCCGUUCAUUUCGUGCUUUUCUUUUUAUGGGAAUGGGCCUCUUUGGGACUGUGCCUGCUAUUCAUGCUGUCAUGGUUAACUGGUAUGAACCUCAAAGGAAUGGGAUUUUAGCCUAUGAAAUUGCAAUGGCGGUUUCAUACUUAACCGGUACUAUGUUUUAUAUCACAAGAAUCCCGGAAAGAUGGAAGCCUGGUUGGUUUGAUCUGGCUGGUCAUAGCCACCAAAUCUUUCACUGCUUUGUGAUCAUGGGUGCAUUGGCUCAUUAUGGUGCUGCAGUUGUGUUCCUUGAGUAUCGAGACCGGGUUGGUUGCUAGUAAUAUAAAAUUGUUGUUUAGGGCCUAUUCGUUUAAUAUUUUGGGGUUUUAGGUGCCCAUUUAUAUGAAGCUGUAGAAUGAAAAUGUGGUUGUGAGUCCUAUUUGUUGUGAAAGUGGGUCCAAUUAUUUUUUCUUCAAUUCUUUUGACACAAAUUUGUUGCUGAUAUACUUAUGGUCAAAUUGUUGUAUAAGUUAAAAACUCAAAAGUUGUAGCGAAAUUGAUGAAUACAUUGUUAUACUAGUGUCGAUUAUGUUUGGAUGGUUA